AUGAAGAAACUCAGAUCAUUUCUUCCCUGGGUUUGUGGUGUCUCAUGUGGUGCUGCGGUUCCCUGCCACUCGUCCCGAUGCACGUCAACGCUCGCUAGCACCUCAUGGCACGGCAGAGAUUCGAAUGCGCCUUCACACCGUCAACAAGCGUGCCUUUCAUCAACUGAAAAGAGACUCCGACGCUCGGGCGAAAAGUUGGCGCGGCGUAGUACUUCCGCAGUGCUUAUUAAAAUAGCUGAUCUCUCGUCAACGUUACCACCGCAGGGAAUUCGGUGCUGCGAGGACUUGGAGGGGGCUCCGCUUAAUACAGAUGACCGGUUGCAGGUGUUGCUCAACACAUGCAUAAGUACCCCAUCCGCUGAGUUGUAUGAAGAAUUAAUAAGAUCCAGUGCUGCACUCUACAGGAGCUCAGCCGCGCAGCACUGGGGUUUCUACGCCCGGGUGUUGGCAAACUAUGGUGUGCAGUGCUUGGUAGAUCAGAACACUGGGAAGGCAGUUGAGGUUCUCCGGAAAGCUAUUGAAAUAAUUUCCUUCUUCGAGGCUGAUACCGCUGUUCUACACCUCCGUGUCCUUCUGGCUAAUGCUGCGGCGUGUGAGGGUCAGUACUUCGCUGCACUGUGUGAAUACGAGUCGUGUCUUGCGGUGAUGCGGGACUUUCCUGUGGAAUCGUCACUGCGGCAACUCGUUUCUGGAUCCGAGAUGUAUAUGCCUCUUAGCCGAAGUUAUAUCAAUGAAGACUACGAUCGGUUUCUAGAGGAUGAAGAGGUGGUCCUUCGUGCUUUGGGGCAGGGCCAAAAACAGGCGGAUGCGUGUGUUGACAAAGCGGAGAAAGCCCGUGUCGCAAUGACUAUGGCUCGUUUGCAGCGAAGGCGAGGAGAGAAAGACGCAAGCCUGACGCUGUACACCUCGGCGCUUCGUAUGUUGCUUGGUGCUCACAACCCAGAUUUGGAGAUCCAAGUACUGCAUGAUAUUGGUCUUCUGUUGUGUUUUGAGGUGCUAGACGUCACGCAGGGUCUACCGUACUUGCAAGCUGCAGCUGAGAUGGCGUGCGACAGAGCACGCGUGGAGCUAAACGGCCCCAACUCUGAUCAGGGCGAGAGCGGACCGAGUCACAGCAGCUACCCACUGGUGCGUACAAAUAUGGAGAAGGGGCUGCGCGCUCGCCGUGCUGUGUUAGCCCUAGUCGACACAGCUGUUUGUUAUGCAGAAAAUGAUGAGGUGGGGAAGUCGCUAGGGUUCUUUGAGGAGGCAAAGUCACUGAUGACGGAAUGUGGAAUGCAAGAACACUCCGCGUGGAUUUGUAUGAAGUACGCGGACGCACUUUCCAGCGCCUCGCUCCUUGAUGCAGCUAUACGCAUCUACCUUGAUGCCAUGGACACAAUUCGCCUUACGGAAAUAAGUGGUGAGAAGAUGCAGCUGGCAUGUAUGGGGAUGGGAAUGUAUUUGACGCAGUCGGAAGUGGAAGGUCGUCUGGCACACUGUUUUCAAACCCGUGUAGGGGAUUACCGGCGUGCUUGUGUGCAUUACUGCCAAAGCAUCCGACGGUGCGGGGUGGCGGUUCGCUGCCCAUUCCAAGUUUCACAGGAAGGCAAAACACUGGCGGAGGAGGAAAUAGAUCCAGAAACCUUGUGCUGGAUGCUUGAGAAGUAUGCCGACUGCUGUGUGCGUGUCGGAAACGUUAAGAUUGCUAAGGAGGUUUUAGAGCACCGCGUGCGUGUGGAGCAAGGUGUGGGGACACCAUGUGCUGCAGCACUGUUGCAUCUUGCCGAAUUACACUCCAACGAUAACGUUCCCAGAGCUAUCGAGCUUUACACUCGCAUUCUAUCACUCCCCCAAGAUGCAGUGGAACCGGAUACACUGCUUCAGUCGGCGUACAAUUUUAUCGCAGUUUGCUACCAAUCGAAGGACGAGGACUUUGAGGCGGGACUUUCUAACGUGCAGUGUUCCCAAUCCUCUGGUCAGGGCGAUAUGGUCGAUGAAAAUACACCGACUUCCAGUGAGCUAGCGCCAGUGGAUUACGAGAAUUCCAUUAUUGCAACAUUCAAGAAGUCGGCUAACGUUAUAUUAGCUAGUCACACCGUUAACAAGACGAAGCUGUGUACAAAUCGCGAUGACGAACUGAAGACUCUUAUGGCUCUUAGUCGUGCUGGUUUCUUUUGUCAGCGUCGUGGCUAUGAAUCAGGUGCGGAGGAGCUGUAUCGGCUUGCAGUAGACUACGCACGGCUGACUGACGUGAAAUGUAAGGAAUAUUCCCGCGAACUUGCCGUUAUGCUCGCAAACUACGCCACCGUUGUUGUGCACAAGGAUACCGAGUUGGCCAAGAAACUGUAUGAGGAAGCCGUAGCAACGUGCCCAACCGAUGAGAACGUGUCGAAUGCGGCUGCUUCCUUCUUUGUUCUGACGGCAAACUAUGCGGAGGGUCGUGCGUGUAUUGAGCGCCUUGUAGCAGCAACAACCACUAAUGCUGUACUUCAGGGGUUAUAUGGGAAACUAGCAUGGUUGGGUGUGGUUUGUUGGGAUGAACUUUUGCAUGAGGAGCGCCUUCUUUGCUUAAAACAUAUGCUCUUUGCGUUAGGAACAGAGUCUGAUGCGGUCGUUGCAGUCACUGCCAAAUCGCAACCAAACCCAUUUGCGGGCCCUCUUCCGGAGGAUUUUAAGCAGCGGCUGCUUCGUGGUGUUACGAUAUCGAAUGAUCAAGAGACGGUGAGUCUUGCUUGUUACAUAGCGCAAACGAAACUGUUUCAUGAGGGGAGGUUUAUCAACUCAUGUUAUAAAGUGGCACUAAAGCGAUUCCCUCAAGGUGCAACCAUUCUGGUAAACUAUGCGAAGUUCUGCGGUGAUUACAAUGCUGUAGUUCUCGCUCGCAAGUACUAUGCUAAGGCUUUUGCUUUGUCACACACCGAUCUGCGCAUCACUGAAUGCUACGCUCACUAUCUAGCAUUUUUGAACGGAGGGGAGCGUCAGAGAAGUGAGCACCGACAGGUUGUUUGUGGGGAAAGUUUAGUGCGUUUCCAGGUGGAGCGGAGCGCCCUUGUAACGUGCGCUAUACAGCACGCCCAGUCGCUUACACUCUAUGGUAAUUAUGUGGCAACGAGCAUGCCGUCACCAAGUGUUCCAGUAGUUUCCUUUGAAGAAGCCCUGCGGCUGAAUCCUGCCGACUCCCGCGCAACUUCCUUGUACUGUUCAUUCUUAUCCAACGUGUAUGGUAGCGCGUUGGACAUGAAGAAGAAUCCUGAGGCGAAGGAGCAGCUUGCCCGGAAGGUGACAGACUGUUAUCUCAGUUGCCUGAAACUGCAACCGCAUUCCGUGGCCGUACUGACGGGGUUGGGGAGUAUCUAUAUUGACCUUGGGGGGCGGUUCGAAGAUGCGGUGAGGGUAUUGGAAAGAGCACGACAGCUUAGCCCCAACAACCCGACAGUGCACCGUCUCCUUUGUACGGCUUUUCAUGAGGAGUGGGUGAGGGAACAGCAGUCUGAAACAACGCUGACGAACAAACGUCUUCAGUGGUUACUUACCACUACACACAAGCUAUAUGAGGCUACCAUUGCACUAGAGCCAACCAACAGUGUGGUAUUGGCAAGGUAUUGUCAAUUUGCGCAUCACGGUCUUCAGGAUAAUGCCCUGGCCACUCAGCUGAUGCAGCGUUUGCGUGAGCUUUCAAGAGAGUAG
Molecule: messenger RNA, 3669 nt
Organism: Trypanosoma brucei brucei TREU927
Lineage: Eukaryota; Euglenozoa; Kinetoplastea; Trypanosomatida; Trypanosomatidae
Exons: 1
Coding region: 1-3669 (1222 amino acids)
Biological process (GO): cell division
Molecular function (GO): protein binding
Source: RefSeq, a predicted model, not a curated record